Messenger RNA from Amorphotheca resinae ATCC 22711, 1662 nucleotides. RefSeq lists its product as hypothetical. Gene Ontology annotation, cellular component: perinuclear region of cytoplasm. The record is from RefSeq and is a predicted model, not a curated record. The transcript has 2 exons. NCBI's taxonomy places the organism in Eukaryota, Fungi, Ascomycota, Leotiomycetes, Helotiales, Amorphothecaceae. Gene Ontology annotation, biological process: intracellular calcium ion homeostasis. The coding region runs from base 1 to 1662 and encodes 553 amino acids.
AUGACGUCUCAUCAACUCGCCAUUGCGAAGGCGUCCUUCUCCGCAGGCCUUCUCAGGCCCGACCCAACGUCACUAUCACGAGAAGAGAUCGCGCACUUCCACUCUCUGCUGGAUUCAGCCGUCAUACAGUGCACUCCAGCAAACGUCCAGAACUGCAAGCGAUGGAUAUUACAGAAUAUUAUUCAAUCUACAGCAAGGUUCACAGCACUGGGCAAAUACAUAACUGCGUUAGCAGCAUCCUUUACUGAGAACCGGGACCGUCUUGAUUCAGCAUCAAAGCGCGAACCGUCGAUCAAGAGAAAGCGCCUCCAUCUCCUAUACCUUGUUAAUGAUAUUCUCUAUCAUGCCAAGUACCGAAUAAACGAUGCAUCGAUUGGCGGCAAGCUACAGCCUAUACUGGUGAACUUGUUGGGGAGUGCGGCCUCAUUCGCAAGCUCUCCGAAACACCACCGCAAGAUUGCGGACCUACUGAGCAUAUGGGAGGAGAAAGGAUACUACUCAAACGAGUAUAUCGACAAGCUGCGCGAAACUGUCAAGAAUGCAUCGGAGGCCGGGAGCUAUGCGGAGGGAGCAGCUACCCCCUCCGGAGAUGUGGCUCAAGGCUCUUCGGUGAAACUUGCCAGCUCUGCACCAUAUGUGAUGCCGGCCAUGCAUGGAGAUCCGUCGACGCCAUGGUUUGAUUUACCAGCUGGCAAUCUCAUGCCGCACAUAGUACCGAACUCUACAAGACCGAUCAAUCCAGACAUGAUAAAGCCUCUGCAGUUUGUGGCAGGACCGGCAGACGAGACGCUUGUUUUGGCAGUUAAGAAUCUUUUGGACGACGUGCAGAAGAUAUUCGAAGGAGAAAAGGACCAGGAUGAAAAAGUCGCCUGGGACAUAGAUGAACUCGGGCAGCCAAUCGUUCUAGAUGAAAUUACUGGGGAUGUUAUUGAGGGCGAGGGUUAUUAUGGCUGGUCACGAUCUUUCUGCGAGAAGAUGAAGAGGCGCCGAAAGGGUCUCGAUAUACCCGGUCGCGAUGGAAGUCGGGGCCGUACAAGUCGAAGUAGAAGCUCGAGUCGAGGUAGAAAGAGACGGCGACAUAGCGACUCAGACGGGUCGAGUCCAGGAAGCUACAGAGCUUCACGUCCUCGACGCACCUAUAGCUCCUCCCGCUCAGCCUCACCAGAUGCCAGGCCAGCGUUCAAAGGCGGCCGCUCUCGCUCACGGUCGAGGAACAGGUCUUAUUCUAGAUCUGCUCCACGGUCCCCAAGGCAAGCAGAGGCGGCGCCCUCGCAACGACCACAUGAUCCUCGUGAGGGAUUCCCGCAACAGCCUCCUGCGCCCUUUAUACCGCCGGUGCCCUUUCAAAACGGAUACAACGCGCACUACCCGCCACCUCCGCCACCUCCUAAUGUCCCUUUCAACGGUUCGGGGCAACCACAAUAUGGAUCCUGGCCAAUACCACCACCACCUUUCCACAAUCCAGCUUGGCCGCCACCUCCUCCACCACCUGGCCCCGGGAACUUCCAUCAGCAGCCUCAGGGCGGAUUUCCGCCGCCGCCUCCGCCAGGACCUGGAGGGUGGCAGCCUCCAAUGCAGCACGGGAAUGGCCGGGGAUACCACAAUGGAUGGAACAACAAUCGGGGAGGGAGGGGGAAUUAUAGGGGGAGGGGUUGGUCAUGA